AUGAAGCUGCUCAUCUUUGCCUGUUUGCUGAGCUUGGCUCUUGGCCAUGAUAUAGUGUACACGCCGGGGUUUAGUUACUAUCCGGCUCCAAGACUGGCCUAUGCACGCAGUGGGGCCGUGUUGCCUUUGGCCUAUUCCCGGUUGAUCACACCGGCCAGCCAGUCGCAUGUGUACCACAGCGUGGCGACUCCGAACUCCUUCCAGCAGCAAUAUCGCACCGACUACCAGCCCCUGACCUACGAGUAUCUCUACUAA
Drosophila grimshawi is the source of this 255-nucleotide messenger RNA. RefSeq lists its product as uncharacterized. NCBI's taxonomy places the organism in Eukaryota, Metazoa, Arthropoda, Insecta, Diptera, Drosophilidae. The transcript has 2 exons. Bases 1 to 255 code for a protein of 84 amino acids. The record is from RefSeq and is a predicted model, not a curated record.